CCUCGCAGACGGCGUGAGAAUGAAGCUGUGUUGGAGUUUGGCGCUGAUCGGUAUCGCCCUGUUGAUGGUCAUCGUCACUGUCAGGGCGGAAUCUGAUCUCUGGGAGGAAGACGACAAGGAGGUUCUUGUACGAACCGUUCGCGGCACCAAAGAACGAGCAUCCGGCAGCACUUCGUCGUGCAGAUACGUGAAGGGUCAAUGGUCGGAAUGCGACUCGAAAACCAACACGCGGUCCCGCACGCUGAACCUUAAGAAGGGCGACAAGUCCUGCGAGCAGACCAAGACCAUCCAGAAAAAGUGUAAAAAAGCCUGCCGGUACGAAAAGGGCACGUGGAGCGGAUGCGUGAAUCAGCUGAUGACGAGAAUGGACAAUUUGAAAGCGAACAGCGAUGCCUCCUGCGAGAAGACGCGCCGACUGACCAAGAGGUGUAAACCGGAGACCAACACCAAAAAGUCUCCUAAAGGAGAACGAGCGAGCAAGAAGUCGGGUAAGCAGUAAACGGAGGAAAUGGUCGAUCGAUCACUUAAGAUGGUACGCGGCAAUCUGUUUCGACAACAACAGGCAACGAAAACACAAUCUUGUCUUUUCCACGUGGAAAACUUUAAUUUUCAAACGAAUACUAUUUAGCGUAAGCGUAUAAAAAUUAAAUGAACGGAGAAUGGAGAACGUUCUGUAUUUUAUAGUACUGGCGAUGAUUGUCAUUGAAAAGGAGAAAUUUUCGUCGAAUCGUACGAUCUGUGAAUCUGACAGUCAAACGUUUUCGGACGGUUGGCGUCGGUAUAAUAAUUGUCGAUCGUGUAUGUCGGCUGUUUUCAGAAUUACUUCCAUUACAUGUGGCCAAAUGUUGUUAAUCGCUAUGCGAAUACGCAAUGAGCCGCAUAGUUGGACACAAUAACGUUUCUUCUUAGCAUUUCUGCCGACUCUCUAAUUGCUGUGUGCUAAUUUACGUGUGAAUUAAAUCUAUUACAGACCUUAUCCUCGAUACAGUGGCAUAUUUCGAAGUCAUUAACAUUCCUUGUUACUCUCUAUUUCAAUAUUUUUACACCCUUUUUCUUUUUCAAUUGAUCAAUCUUCGACGUAAAUACAAUUGGCAAAACUUAAAUGAGGCAUAUUCAGACUGUUACCUUUUUUUUUUUUUUUUUUUUAAAAAAGUCAGUUUUUUUUUUUUUUUUUUUAAGAAAGUCAGUUUUUUUUUUUUUACAAAGAAUUAUUAUUGUAUCAUGCUACUGUGCCGAUGAUGAAACGUUCGAAAAUAUAACAAUUGUAUAGCAAUGAGCUAUAGUAUAAAACCUCUAGAAGAAUCAACACGAAACGACUGCCGUUGAGAUUCUUUGCGAAAUAUAUUCUUGCUAGGAUACACAUCCCGUUCUCGAACUUUCAACGUUAUAUGAUUAUCGACUAUAGUGUGCAUAGAAAUCCCCAAUUAGAGAUAGUUUGCCACCAUUCUUUUAAAAUGCGUCGAAAGAUCGAAAGAAAGAAAGAAUAUACGAUUGAUCAUAUAUAUAUAUAUAUAUAUAUGGUCUCUGUGUUUUUAAAAUGCCCAUUAACUUUGUCUUCCUCGAUACUCUAAAGUGACAAAUGAUUUCGCUGUUGGCGCGAACAUUCGAUUCGUUGAACCCUUGUUAUAGUUCUUUUCCGCGCAUACUCGUACGCGUCCAAUAUGUUUCAUGCUGACUCCCUUGUUCGGUUUAUUCUUUUUUUUUUUCAUUUCAUGAUAUUUAUACUUAAAACCAGGUACAAUGUUUAUAAACAGAGAGUUAUAUCUCUCCCCUGAUUAUCACAUAGGUAAUAUAUAGUGUUCGAUGUCAACUAUGUCUACAUCCAAAGAUUUCCAAACUUUUUCGGACGCUUUCGAAAGCGUCUCAUUUUUAUUAGGAUAUAAUCGAGGUAUUUCUUUAUAAAAGAGGAAAGCUAGUUUUGUCUACAAGGACAUUGGAAUUGUACUAAUCGAAGAUAAAUGAAUAUUUCACACGAUCGUUAAAAAACGAAAUAAAUUGAAAAGCGUUGAGCGAAAAAAAAAAAAAAUGCCGCGUCCAUAAGUUUGGGAAUUUCGGUGACCUACGUAAUAAGCACGAUUUAAUAAUUAUUACCAAUUUUGCCCCGAUAUGUACCAAUGAUUCUUCUCGACAAGACGUGAACCAUGCAUAAAAACGAAACGUCGAUAUAUAUACAGUCGUUAUAUGUGUCUCGUAUUAUCUUUGAAUGGAAAACUUAAUAAUAACGGAAGCCAAAUGAGCAUCAAAAUCAAAUUAACAUAAUACAAAAGUCUCAGGCGUCUCGUAGAUACGGGGGCUAAUUGAUAUGUCAAGUGAGAACUCGUCUCUACGAGGUGUUCCAUUGAAACUAUAGAAAUCAAACCCUUCCCUCUCCCCAAUACAAGAUUGUAUUUGUUUUUAAGUCUAGAUGUAUACAAAACGAGAGAAAAGUUUGGCAAAAGUAAAGUCAGCUGAUUCAGGUAAUGAUACCGAGUAUAUACGAUGUAUCUCUGUAUAAAAUAAAAUAAAAAAAAAAAAAAAGAAGGAGAACAAUUCAGCGAAUACACGUACUAUACGGAUCGAUGGUAUUGAUGAUCGGUAUCAAUGAUCGUAGAUUAGACUACAUAUGUACAUCAUAUCAUCAUUAUGCAUAAAAAAGAAAAAAAAAAAGGAAAAAGCGAAAAAAACGAAUCUAUCGAUAGGAUAAGAUAGUAUUACGUUCUAUGGUUUCUUCCAGUUAAUUAUCAGUAAACGUCUACUAAACCGUAAUUAAAUAAUAACAUGCUUGACCUCUCUUUGUGUGGAACUCGAUGGAAGUUCUUCGUGUUUUAAACGCAUUGUAACAUAGCAUAAUAUCGAUAGGAGGUACGCUAAAGAUUAGAAAUUAAAUUGUUCUUUAACGCGAGUUUGAAGUUGAACCAUUGCGAGAGAAAACGUGCGUCAAUUGUUUUUUUUUUUUCCUUCAAAUUUCGAUCCAUCAUUGUACUUGCAACAUAAUCAAAAGUCUUUCCAAGAGUGUUAUAUCAAUCGUUUGAUCAUGCCGUUCAAAGUUUUUUAAAUCGUUCGUGUGUUCACGUUGAUAGAUUGAGCUCGUUUAGCGAAUUUGAAAUCAAACGAUAAAUGGGAGAAAA
This is a messenger RNA of Frieseomelitta varia, 3107 nucleotides long. RefSeq lists its product as uncharacterized. Gene Ontology annotation, cellular component: extracellular region. Gene Ontology annotation, molecular function: heparin binding; growth factor activity. The transcript is spliced from 6 exons. Lineage: Eukaryota; Metazoa; Arthropoda; Insecta; Hymenoptera; Apidae. The record is from RefSeq and is a predicted model, not a curated record. Bases 20 to 499 code for a protein of 159 amino acids. Gene Ontology annotation, biological process: mesoderm morphogenesis.